CAUAGUUAAUAAUUGAACAAUGAUUUGAAAAGUUUCGUAUUAAAUUUAGACAAAGAAAGAUUCUCUAACAAUCGAUCGAAAUUGGUAUAAAAAGCCCGAUUUGCUUGCAGUAAAUAGUUCAGUUUCAAACAUUUUCUGUUAACGAAAACAACUACAACAACAAAUCAAGGCAUCACCAUGAAACUUAUUUGCAGUAUUUUAAUCCUUGCUGGAGUUCUUGAUGCAUUUGCGAUGCAAAUGCCGAAAAUGGAGCUAUGGAAUAGGGCCUCAUCUGCAUGUAGGCAAUCAUAUGAUCGGGAAAAAAAUGCAAUAUUGAAUAAAUUCAAUGCGGCUAAUAAAGAUUGUGACAAUGCGCUUCAAGCCAGAUUAAAAAAACUCAAUGAAGGUGCAGCAGCUACAUUGAAAGAAUUAAGAACUAGUGUUGCCACCGUAUGCGCCAUUUCGGGUAAAUGCACGGAAUCGGGACCAGCUGCCGACAAUUUGAACUGUUUCAAAACAAAGGGUCAUGAAAGGGGUAAUACUUUAAAAUUGCUAUUGACUGAAGCUUCGACUGCUAGAGCUCAGCUACAGAAGGAUAUUGCAAAUGCCAAGGGUAUUGAGGCUGUUUGUAAGGAGAAAGCCGAUAUUCAAGAAAAUGAAGCUGCAGAUGCAGCACUGAAUAAAUUCUACGAUUGUGUUAAUGGCAAAACUCCUAGUCCAACACCACCAACUACAAAAGCUACAACACCACGAACUGAAGCUACAACACCACCAACUACAAAAGCUACACAAUAUUAUUUCCCCACAGAUAUUAUAUUUCCAUCAGGUGAUUGUAAUCGUUGGAGAUGUUGUUUUGGUGUAAAGUAUAUCGUUACGCCGAAAGAAUGUUAUAAUUGUUCGUGCUAAAUGCUGUAUGAGCAAAAUUCUGAAAGUCAAAAUUCUGUACAGUCAAAUUGUGGUUGGUCAAAAUACUGUAUUUCAAAAUUCUGUACAUCAAAACAUUGUAAAAAUGCUGUAAAAAAUAAAAAAAAGUGCGCUCGCACAUAAU
Episyrphus balteatus (marmalade hoverfly) is the source of this 1027-nucleotide messenger RNA. RefSeq lists its product as uncharacterized. The record is from RefSeq and is a predicted model, not a curated record. The coding region runs from base 178 to 885 and encodes 235 amino acids. The transcript has 3 exons. Lineage: Eukaryota; Metazoa; Arthropoda; Insecta; Diptera; Syrphidae.